CCCUUCCUCCCUCCCUUCCUUCCCCUCUCUCCAUCCUCCUCCCCCUCCCCAUCCCUGGCUGCCUGGCUCACUUGCGCGCUCUUCCCUCUUUCCCCUUCUGCCCAAGAUGGCAACCGAGGGGCUGCAAGAGAAGGAGACCCUGGCCGUGCUGAAAACCGAGGCGGAGAGCCUGAAGGGCAAGCUGGAAGAGGAGCGGGCCAAGCUGCACGAUGUGGAGUGACGGGAAGGUGAUUGUUUGGGAUGGCUUCACCACCAAUAAGGAGCAUGCAGUGACGAUGCCCUGCACUUGGGUGAUGGCAUGUGCCUAUGCUCCGUCUGGAUGCGCCAUUGCAUGUGGUGCCGUUUAUAUGACCUUCGAGCAGACAGAGAGGUGGCUAUUUAUUCCAAAGAAAGCAUCAUCUUCGGAGCGUCCAGUGUGGAUUUUUCUCUUAGUGGGCGUUUAUUAUUUGCCGGCUACAACGACUACACCAUCAACGUUUGGGAUGUCCUCAAAGGAUCACGUGUCUCCAUUUUGUUCGGUCACGAGAACCGUGUGAGCACUUUGAGGGUUUCACCCGACGGGACGGCGUUUUGUUCUGGAUCAUGGGAUCACACUCUAAGGAUCUGGGCUUAAGUAGCAGGGCGGUUUCCCAACAUGUGUUCACAUAGGGAAUCAUAGGAUCGCCACCCUCCCACGGAACAUCAGUUUAAUGGGGGGAGGAAAUCUGCCGCAAAGACGACCCUAAAUGGAUGGUGAAAAGAUGGAGAGAGACACCUUGUUAGUAUUUAUCACAUAGCUGCCCAAUUCAGAGCUACUUCUUAGAUAGACUAUAUUAUAAACCUAUAUACCUUUAUCAUACGCGGGAGCGCUGGGCGAGAGGGUUUAUGUGUUGCUAUAGUCAGAACAUGUUUAUA
Molecule: messenger RNA, 894 nt
Organism: Thamnophis sirtalis
Lineage: Eukaryota; Metazoa; Chordata; Lepidosauria; Squamata; Natricidae
Source: RefSeq, a predicted model, not a curated record